ACUACACUUCCCAGAAGCCCGUUGUGUAACGGAUGUGUAGCUACGGAAAGUUUUGGCUCCAGAGAGCGGGCUCCUAGGAAGUGUCUCCGAGUAAAGACGCCAGAGGUGCGAAGUGACUAGAUGGAGCCAAGGCGGAGAGCUAGGGAGUGGGAGAUAAAGUGGCCUCGUGAAUAGGAAUGUCUGCUCAAAUGCCAAGAUUGGAGAUGAUGGAUGAAGAUCGAAUAAUUGAAGAAGUCUUGGAUAAGUUUGUUAAUUGUCAUGAGCAAACAUAUGAAGAAUUUCUGAGCACUUUUAUUCAUCUUUCUAAAGAGAAUAAUGUGGCCAGGACGGGACUGCUCGGAACCGAUUCUACAGAAAGAACUUUUACCUCCGUAAAAUGCACUCAUCAAGAUGAGCCAAAUGACUACCAUCUCAGAAAUAAAACCAUCUUUCUUUGCACUUCAUCACAAUGUUCAGAAGAAGAACAGAUAGUGAUUGGUGAAGGCCAGAAAGUUGGCAGUUUCUUUCAAGGUGAUCUGAAUCGGGCAGGAAAGGUGAAGGUAGACAAUUUCCUAGCCUUAGAAGAUUUGGACAUGGACUCGGAUGAAGAGACGAAGCCCCAAAUGAGCAAGGAUUUGCUGCUUCCAGGAGAAGUGGAGGAAGAAGUGAGCACCUUCACUCCUUCUUGUGUUCUUCCGGUGGCCCGGCCUCUCAGCCCUGAAGUGAAGCCAAAGCCCACUGUAAAAGGAACAGACACACGCGACGAGGCUGGGAAACCUGUGAGGAAGCUGCAUCAUGUACAGACUGGGGCAUUUGCUUUUCAAGUCACUGCACCAGGCCUUUGCAGAAGUGGUUUCUGAAGUCCUUCGGGUGUAAGAGGGUCUGUGUCUUGAACUUGUAGAGGACUUAGCUUUGGAAAAUGAAGGUCAACUGGUUUGUGUUGAGCUUUACUUCCUGAAAAAUAUUUUAUACCUUCCUUUAUAUAUUUUGAUUAUAAUGUUAUCUAUUGAGGCAUUGACUUUAAUGAUUUCUAAUGACUGUUUUUGCCUAACAUAUACACAUAUAUGUAUGUGUGUCCACAUACAUGAGUAUCUUUUUUUACAGUGAAUCCAACUUAUCUUCAAAUGUCACUAAGCACCACAGAUUAGUCAAUAUUGCCUUUUUGUGUUUCGGAAAUGGCUUGCUGACCUCCUGUAAGGAAAAAACGCACAGCAGUUGUCUUUACAUAACUUUUGAUUCCCUUUUGUUGUUUUGGCCUGUGGCCUUUGCCUUUAGCAUCCACUGCUGCUUCCCCUGUCCACAAGUGUAAACAUAACCUACAGAGAAGCAUGGUGGUGGUGGUUUGGUGUUUAGGCAGCUGAACACCUGGCUGCUCAUGAGCAGGUGCACAGAGCUCUUAGGGAAGGGGUUUUAAGUUAAGAUAAACAACAAGAAGACAUGCAAGUCGCAGGUGAGGGCUUGGGUGUUGGACUUCUGGGUUUGACAAGUGAGGGCCUAUGAGUCUCAGGUCAGGGCCAGGGUAAAGGGCCGAUCAUAGCAUUUAUUUUCUGAAACAUGUCUUCAUGGCCGUGAUGGCGUCUAUGUUUAUCAUGCUGAGUGAGUUGACUGGAUUUUAUUCAGUUAUUGUUCUCAAUUUGCAAGGACACAAAGAGUUUUACACAGAUGGUACCCAAAGUGAUCACUUCUAAUUGUGCUGAAAUUGAGCUGUAAAAUUCUAUAUAUCAAAUAAAUAACCAUUCAAUAUCAUAGAGUUUACAAAGAGAAAUGAAAUAAAUUUUGCAAAGUGUGGCCACUUUCCCCAGACAGGAAAAUCAUUAUAUUUGUAAACGAUAAUUGACCAAAAUAGAAAGUGUUAAGAAAGUAUCAUUUGAGUUCUGUACACAUUCAGCAUCAUCUUAGCUGGGAUGUGGGAGAAGGAAAAUGGAAUGAAUAAAUAUUUUGUAACAUUGCCGAGAAGAAAAUUUUGGUAUAGGGAAGAGAGGUUAUUACAAUACCCCAGGGGACCCGUUGGCGAAUACGCUAGCUUGAACUGUUGCCUCGAAUAAAGUAUGUACGUCUAUAGCUAG
Molecule: messenger RNA, 2045 nt
Organism: Tupaia belangeri chinensis (Chinese tree shrew)
Lineage: Eukaryota; Metazoa; Chordata; Mammalia; Scandentia; Tupaiidae
Gene: IFTAP
Product: intraflagellar transport associated protein
Exons: 7
Coding region: 177-839 (220 amino acids)
Biological process (GO): acrosome reaction; spermatogenesis
Cellular component (GO): cytosol; 9+0 non-motile cilium
Molecular function (GO): intraciliary transport particle A binding
Source: RefSeq, a predicted model, not a curated record